UGGUCUGGGUGGUGGUGGCAUUUAUUUGAUCUGAAAUUAGUAAAAUAAUUGUUUUUAUUCGUGAUAUUAAAAUUGUAUGAGUCUCAUUAUGUGUAUAAAAUACCUAUUUAUCCGCGGCCGAUAAAAUUCUACAGCAUCAUAUUGAUUUUGUUCCACCAAGAUUCAGUCUACAGAUUAAAUUAUUGUCAUGGUGAGACUAGCAGCUUGUAGCGCGGGCGGCUGAGCCAUGGUGGUGGGAGUGGGCGGCGCGCUGCGGCGCUCGCACCUGGCCGCGCUGGCGGCGCUGGCCACGCUGCUGCUGCUGCUGCUGGCCGCGCGCGCGCCCGCCCCGCCUCCCCUGCUGCGCCCGCGCCCCGCCCCCCGCGCCGCGCCCCCCGCCCCCGCUGCGCCCAACACCACCGCGCCGCACACCGCCUCCCGCGCCGCCGACACCGCCGCGCCGCGCUCCUCGCCUCGCACCUCGCCCCGCACCUCCCCGCGGACCUCCCCGAAGACAUCGCCUAAGACGCCCGCGCGCCCGCGCCCCGUGCUCACGCGCGACGUGUACGAAGCGGGCCACUCGCGCCCGCACCCCGAGCUGUGCCCGGCGCUCGGCGCGCACGUGCGCCUGCUCGUGCUCGUCAGCUCGGCGCCGUCGCACACGAGUGCGCGGGAGGCGGUGCGCCUCACGUGGGGCCACUACGCGGCGCGGCGCGACAUCUCGUUCGCGUUCGUGCUCGGCGAUCCGCCGGCGUCGAUGCGCGCCGCCGUGGACGAGGAGGACGCGCUGUACGGCGACAUCAUCGUCGGGCGGUCCGUCGACUCGUACUCGAACCUCACGCUGAAGACGCUGUCGAUGCUGGAGUGGGCGGACACGUACUGCCCGCGCGCGCCGCGCCUGCUCAAGACGGACGACGACAUGUUCAUCAACGUGCCGCGCCUGCUGCAGUUCGCGGCGGCGCGCGCCAACGAGACGCGCACGGUGUGGGGCAAGGUGGUGCACAAGUCGCUGCCGAAGCGCACCACCAAGUCCAAGUACUACGUGUCGCCGUUGCAGUUCCCCGGCCGCGUGUUCCCGGACUUCGCGACCGGCCCGGCGUACCUGAUGACGGCGGAUGCGGUGCGGCCGCUGCUGGAGGCGGCGGGAGCGGAGCCCUACGUGCGGCUGGAGGACGUGUUCGUGACGGGCGUGCUGGCGGCCAAGCUGGGCAUCAAGCGCCGCCACGCCGCGGAGUUCUACAACAAGAAGGUGGCGGCGCACCCGUGCGCGGUGCAGCGCGGCAUCGCCAUCCAUAUGGUGCAGUACCACGAGCAGUUCGACCUGUGGCGCAAGCUGCUGGACGGCAAGACCAAGUGCGCCAGCUAGCCGCGCCGCAGCUAGGCGCCGGCCCGCGAUGAAUCUCUCUCCGCGCUUGUGAUCGCCGAAUACUCCCGUUUCUCGACCGCGAUGUUAUUUUUGUAUUAUAAUUACGAGAUGUAUUUUUUAUACAAUUUUUUUACGAAAUUAAUAUUGUAAGCGAUAAGUUUUACUGCAGCCGGCGUUCGUCGAAAUUGCCAUGAAUUUAUUGUAACGCUGCGCUGGCAUUAUUUGGGUGAAGUUAUGGUUCGGUUGCUGUCAGAAUUUUCUGAGGGUGUUGCCCUAAUUUGUGUAAAGGCUCGUACGCACUAGCGGCCUUUGUCACUGCGAUUUAACGCAGCUAAAGCCUGUAAACAAUAAUUAGGACUAAAAAGAUUGUGCUAAUAGAUUUUAUUAGUAUUCUUUUUGCUGAUCGCCAGUUAUAAUCUAGCGAACCUUUAAGAUAUUAUGGGGUUAUUCAUCCGUGGCCUAUUAUAACGAGAGCAGCUUACGAGCUUCUAUAUUUAACUUGUAUAAAAAUAAACUGUAUUUAGCCGCAGAUGUUCAGAUCUAGCUUUCUGAAUUGUAUCUAGGCAGUCUAGCAUAAAUACCUCUAGCUAUACCCGUGUACGACGUUUAUUUAUAGUUUAGAUUUUUUAUUUAUGCUUUUGACUGUAUAUUUUUUCUGUGAUAGGUUUAUUUUUAGAUUGAAAUUUUCUUCUGUAUAGCGCGAAUCUAUUUAACUUUUCAAAUUACUUGAGUCAUUUAAAUCACACAAUUUUAUUAUUUAGGUUUAUUAGCAAUUUAAAAUAGAUAUUAUUCGAAUAAUAGAUUAUUUUAAGUUAUAAAGGGUUCUGUUUUCGAAUACUUCUUUGGAACGAAAGGGUUUAUUUACAUUAGUUUAUUUUUUUUUUAUUAUUUACUGGUGAGUGUCAUAAGAUAACAGCCAUAGAGAUUAUAGACGACGAUUCUGACUUUAUACUUUUUUAUUGCUCAGAAAGUAAACUAUGGCAAGUAUUUUUAUGUGACGUGUACCACUGUGCAAUGUACAAAAUAGUCGUUUUAUAAGUACUAAGUAUCUUAUUUAAUACGUCACAAACCUAAUGUCCUUAGACCUAGGCAAUUUUGACAUUAGGCUAGUUACAGACAUUUGUAUAGUCCGUCAAGAAAGUCAUGACAGGCGGGAAAUGUUCUAAA
Molecule: messenger RNA, 2512 nt
Organism: Aricia agestis (brown argus)
Lineage: Eukaryota; Metazoa; Arthropoda; Insecta; Lepidoptera; Lycaenidae
Product: beta-1,3-galactosyltransferase 5-like
Exons: 2
Coding region: 227-1345 (372 amino acids)
Cellular component (GO): membrane
Molecular function (GO): hexosyltransferase activity
Source: RefSeq, a predicted model, not a curated record